CGGUCACUCUUAUAGUUUCGUGGCUUGGUUUUGCACGGUUUUUAUAGAUUUUAGUUUUAAAAUAAUUAAUUUAGAAAUAAAUAUGGCUUUUGAGGCGAUUCCCAAGGAUCUACGAGGACUGCGUGCAUGCCUCGUUUGCUCCCUUGUAAAAAGUUUUGAUCAAUUUGAGACUGAUGGCUGCGAAAAUUGUGAAGAGUUCCUGCGCAUGAAGAACAACAAGGAUAAUGUUUACGAUCACACAAGCAACAACUUUGACGGGAUUAUAGCCUUGACGACGCCAACCGAUUCCUGGGUGGCCAAGUGGCAGCGUUUGGCCCGCUUCACCCGUGGCAUUUAUGCCAUCUCCGUCUCCGGAACUCUUCCACAAUCGACUCUAAGAGAUAUGAAAAACCGUGGAAUCGUCUACAAAACUCGAGAUAGAAGCCAGCGCUAAAGAAACCCGAUUGCCGUACAAAAUACAUGUAUAAAUCUUUAUUUUUAAGUUAUAACAAAACCAGGAAUACAUACAAUAGCAAAACAAAA
Drosophila eugracilis is the source of this 522-nucleotide messenger RNA. RefSeq names its product transcription elongation factor SPT4 (gene spt4). Gene Ontology annotation, cellular component: nucleus; DSIF complex. The transcript has 3 exons. Gene Ontology annotation, molecular function: RNA polymerase II complex binding; zinc ion binding. The record is from RefSeq and is a predicted model, not a curated record. Gene Ontology annotation, biological process: regulation of transcription elongation by RNA polymerase II; positive regulation of DNA-templated transcription, elongation; chromatin organization. Lineage: Eukaryota; Metazoa; Arthropoda; Insecta; Diptera; Drosophilidae. The coding region runs from base 83 to 433 and encodes 116 amino acids.